Messenger RNA from Polyodon spathula (Mississippi paddlefish), 9938 nucleotides. RefSeq names its product polycystic kidney disease protein 1-like 2. The record is from RefSeq and is a predicted model, not a curated record. Gene Ontology annotation, biological process: detection of mechanical stimulus. The transcript is spliced from 40 exons. NCBI's taxonomy places the organism in Eukaryota, Metazoa, Chordata, Actinopteri, Acipenseriformes, Polyodontidae. Gene Ontology annotation, molecular function: protein binding; carbohydrate binding; calcium ion binding. The coding region runs from base 2801 to 9658 and encodes 2285 amino acids. Gene Ontology annotation, cellular component: membrane.
UAUUAUCCAAAGUCAUUUGACAACUGUAAAUAAUAAUGAAUGGUAGUACACAAGGCUGUGUAUUACACUGUUUAAUCCAGGGGUUCAGUCCCGAGACAAUAAACACGCAAAAGGGAUAUCAUGCACCUCAUGACCUCGAGUCGACAAGACGGGGGAACCAUCAAUUGUGUUACAGGCAUUCCUGUGCCAGUGGCAAGGUUUACCCUGUAUAACAAUUGCCCUUUCAUAAUGAAGUGUCGAAAUACUAGCACCCCAGCGCUAUCAACAUCCUUACCUUCAAAAGACCAGGCCUGUUCCCGAGCGUGCACUAGUGUGGGGUCGUUGCUUUGGCCCUCACACUAGGUCCGUGCUCGAGGCCCACUGGUCCGGUAUAUUGCAGAGCUGGAGAAACCUCUGCCCUGGAUGGCCCAGUAUCCUCGCCCUCUUGGUCACACUGCGUACCAGCUCCCUUUGAUUGGCGUUUGUUACCAUCCACCAGUCGCCUUGUCUCAUUAAUGCUCCCUUCCAUUUUCCAAUUCGGCUCUCUUUGUUAGUUUUUCUUGGACGAAAAAGGGGGGGAAACCUUUCAGCUCGAACGGGGAAAAACAUCACCAAUCAUUUCCUUGUCUUUCUUUUCUGCUACGUUUAUGUGUGCGGUUGAGACUGCCAUUAAUUUCACCAGUUCUUUAUAGUUUGGCCAGUCUCGGCCCAGAAUUACUGGGUGUGGUAGCCUUUCCGCCACCCCAACUACUAGGUGAUGUUUUAUCGGCCCUAACGAUAAAUAUACUUUUACAGUGGGGUAUGUCACUGUGUCUCCAUUGAUACAGGAGAUAGCCAUCUAAACCUUGUUGCUGCCACAACACACCGCCCAAGAAAGCUGCCUUAAUUAAGGUCUGCCCAUAUCCUGUGUGCACUAAUGCAUGGGUUUUCACAUUUCCUGAAACCAUAUUAACAAUACAAGGCCCCUUCCAACCAUUUUGUCCUUGCUUACCUGCUUCUGAUGCCCAAUUGCACAUUGCUACGUCACACUCCAUCACAGAUGGGCAUGACCUGGCCUGGUGUCCUGGCUGGUGGCAUCUAAAACAAGCAGGGGGGGAGGAGGGAGCAGAGGUUAAAUAUCUGUCCCGUUGCUGGGGCAUGUAUUUGAGAGGAAUAAACUUUUUGUUCAUAUGGAAAAUUUCUGGGAUCUUUUAUUUCAGCUCAUGAAACAUGGGACCAACACUUUACCUGUUGCGUUUGUAUUUUUGUUCAGUGUAAAAUCGGACAGCCUGUUCUCAUGUAUACCCAAUAAAGGAUUUCAUUCUUCAGCUUGACAAAAAUAAUGCAUAACUGAAAGGGUUAAGUGAUCACACCAUAUCACUCCAGUCAUUAUUCAUUACAUUUGUUACAAGUUAACAACUGCAUUUAUUGUAAGCUGCUCAGUUUAUCUCUGGCCACUCUGUGAUGUUAGUCUGUUGGCAGUCCCAUUAUUCUAUUAAAAAACUGCUUUUGUUGCCAGAGACUUUAAUUGUACCACUAUUAGUUUUUAUAUAGCUCAUUUAUAAAUGAGGUUAUAAUCAAGGUAUUAGUGUUAUUUACUACGGCAAUGAUGUAUUUGGAACAUAACCGAUGGAAUAUGUGUGGUCUAUUAAACUAAAAGUUGCUGUUGUUUUCUUCUACCUAAUUGUUUCCUAUGCUGUAUGUCAGUUUAUGUCCAGUGAUCGAACUGCAAUCAGAUCAUGUGACCUAAAUCUUAGUAGCUGAUUAGGGUCACUGCAUACAAUAUUUAGAACGUUUAGGACCUUAUCUAAACAUGCCAGUAUGUCAAAGAUUGUCUUUAGUUAUACAAAUGUAGUAAUUGUGUUGUCAUCUUGUAUGCUUAAUGGAACAGGUGAUCCUCUAGAGAGCUUUCUUGCUAAUUGGUCAUGCCUUGUUUAUGUAUUUUAACAAUUAUAAUCCUAUGCAAUUGAGAUGUAACUAGGGCUUCUUACGUGAUUUUUAAUCAAAAGCAUAGCAGCAAUUCAAUAAAGCUGGGUGAGGAAAUCCUUAACCCAUGUCUGAUAUUAAUGUAGUUACCCAAAAUCUCUGGUUUGUUGGAACUGACAUUUACUGGUUUCUUCUUGUAUUGACAAUUGCCUUAACUUUAUGUUAUAUCAUUAUCACACAGGUGUACUGUGUUAAACUGAACCCUAGCAGAACCUUUUGCAAACCACAGGAUUUCAGUCAAUAACCAAAAUAUUCAGAGCAAUCUGUAGAGACCAGGAUUUGAUCCUCAGUCACUACCUUUAAUAAAUUAGGACACUGACAUAUCCCAUCAAUUCCAAACAAGUUUAAUUUCCUCUCCUCUAAGCAGCAUUGAUUGCUCUAUAAUUCAAAUGCUCUGGAAGCUUAUUUAUAGACUUAAAAGCCAACCUUUUGUUAAAUGAUUACAUUUGAUUGUAAAUGUUCUUUAUUUUGUACAUGCACAGAAAAGGAAAGCAUUAUCUCAGCACAACAGCAUAGCGUGACUGGAAGAUAACACACUGGGAUCAAGCUUAUCUUUCCACCACAAGUGGCAAAGUGAUACUCUAAUGGCAGUCAGUUGUUAGGCUGAAAAGGCUGAAGAAUAUUUACCCAGCAGCCCUAAUUGGCUCUUCUUAAUGGAACUGGUCCAUCAUCAUUGAGCCUCAGAAUGUUUGUUGCUAGUUAUAAUGCACCCAUUUGUAGCACACAAUGCUGUGCAAGCCAUGACACCCAUUGUGUGCGGUGCAGGUAAUUUAAUAAGUGUGGAGGAGAUGCAGUGACAUCACUCUUUUCUAGUUAAAAUACAGUGUCUGGUGGAGUGGGGUUUAGUUCUGGUGCUAUGUCAGUCUGGUUUGGGACGACAAUGAGUCCCGCUUUGCACCAGUUGCUAUCUGCUCUACUGGCCCUGAUCUUCCAGGAUUGGGGACAGGGUAGCAGUGCUGCCCCUCUCUGCUCAGAAUACCAGGAAGGUUUUGAGAAAUCUUGUUAUGAGUUUGUAGAUUUUCAACGUAGUUUUCACAGUGCCCAGGGCUGGUGUGAGAGGGGAGGGGGGCACCUGGUCUUCAUCCUGAAUGAUGAGACCCAGCAGUUCCUGCAGAAGCAUCUGCAGCCGGAUAGGGACUGGUGGAUUGGACUUGCACCAGCCGCUGAGAACCUGACCCGGGAGUCUGCUGCUGCAGAAGGACGCUUGUCCUGGCUCGAUGGCUCUGAUAUGAGUUAUGCGAAUUGGAAGACGGACGCCCCAGCAGCUGCGCAGUGCGGGUACAUCCUGAAGGAUUCUGGGUACCAAUGGGAAGCUACCAGCAACUGCAGCCAGGAGCUGUACUUCAUCUGUGAGUUUGAGUUAGGCCGAUCUCUCUCCUGUAUGGAAUACAAUGCUACACUGCAGUGUGGCUCAGGUCGGGUGAUCCAAAUAGAUGACAGCUUCUACGGCAGAAAGACACUUCACUACUGCCAGCAACCCAUCUCUCCCCCCUCCCCUGGACCAGAGGAGGAGUGUAGCUGGGUGGACGUGGCCGAUCUUGUGGCAGGGCACUGCCACGGACUGCAGGUGUGCCAAGCUGUCGCUGAUGUUGCCUCUUUCGGAGAGCCUUGUCCUGGGCUGGGGAGUUACCUGUCUGUAGAGUAUCACUGCAAAGAGGGUCUGCAGUUGCUGGUGGGGGACCUGGUGCCUGUCUUUGAGAAUGUCACCAUCACCCUCAGGUGGCUCCUCUUCCCUUUCACUGGAAACCUCACCUGCAGCCUGAGUGCUGGGGAUGGCCGCAUCAUCGACCCCUACAGCCCAACACAGUCAAACAGCAGCGUGGUUCACAAGUACACUCGUGUCGGCGUUUUCACUGUCAGCGUGGAGUGCACCACCAGUGAGUGGCAUGUGGCCGCACAGAAAACCAUCUCAGUCCAGGAGCCAGUCAGUGAGUUUGGUACCAUCAGGUGCUACAGCAAGAACCAAUGGAGAGACAGGCUUAAUUGCAGUGUGCUAUAUGGGAGCACAGUGCAGAUUCAGGUGGAGCUGGAAGCAGGCACUAACGUGACCUACACUGUGCUGUCCGGCAAUACUCUACUGGCUAAAUCAACUGCACUGAGAGGAAUCAUGCCUCACAAUCUCACCAUAGACACAAUCACUCAGCAACAGAUGGGCCCAGGCAGCCACCCACUGACCAUUCUAGCCUCCAACAAUGUGACAGCCCCCAAUGUUACCGUGGAACUGGAGGUCCUUUUUGUGGAGCCGGUUCAGGAUCUGCAGGUCACACUGACCUCCAGGGAUGAAAUAGUCUUGGGAAAUGACCUCCAAGUCUCUGUGUCCAUAUCCCACGGUGCUCCAGUGGAGUUGGUGUUCCAGUUUGUUGGCCUCAGCAAUUACACUAGGAAAAGAGAGUUGAAAGACAGCCAAACCAAAGUGUUCAGUUUUAGAACAACUUUUGAAGGUACCUUUCAUGUAACUGUCUCUGCUUCAAAUGGCUUUUCCGAGAUGAGUUUGGAGAUUGGAAGCCAAACAGUCAUCCCAAAUCCAAGCAGCACCUCCAACGUAACUGAAGAGCCAGAGGAAGAAGAGGCAGAGGUGAAGCAGAGUGUCGGACCUUCCUCUGGCAGUAUUUCAAAGAGGAGCAAAGAUGACCAUGACAGACUCAGACGUGGUGGUUCUUACAGCAGGUGCAAAAGCCUCUAUGGUGAAAACAAAGAUGUGACGGUUCGCAUAAGUUGUCUAAAUUGUAGUCUUUAUAACUUGUAUCAGCCGGUCAUUUUACAGGCCUCCUGUGGAGGCUACUGUAACAAGAUUGACUGGUAUUACGUCGACCAUGAUGAUGAGGAACUCAAUGAUUGUCAAGAAAGUAUGAUGGCCAAAAAUGGGUCAAAUUAUUUCCUUGCAGGAGGAGCAUGCAUAAAACCAUUUGAACAGCAAUGUACAGUGAGGGCAAUCGGUGUGUCAGGCUUGAAAUAUGGAUAUUUUGAUUACACCUUCAAGAUGGGACAAGUCGUCAGUUCUUAUGACCAUGGUCUGCGAGAUACUCUGGACGGUCGUCCCCUGUGGUCAGUCCAGGACGCGCGUCAAGUGACACUGGGCUUAUAUUGGAGGCAAAAUUUAAACCUGACGAUGCGAGAGCAGAUACUGCUCAUGAUGUCAGCUGCUUUCCAGGAGAGCUCUUUGGACACGAUGCAGGCUGCAGUGCAGAGAGCCAGCGUCCUGAAAAGCCUGGUCCAGAGGAGCGACGAGGUGACACCUUCUGCACAGCUGCAAGCUAGCUCCUUCCUGUACAAUCUCAGCAAAUCACUGCUCUCCCUGAAACUGAUGGACAGCGGAAAGCCUGGGGAGAUGACUGAUUUUGCCGUGAGUGUUGUCACGGCUGCCAGCUGUAUCCUAGAGGCGUCUGGGGAAAGUUUGGUCACUCAGAACCAGACAUCACAUCUCUUGAUCAGCACUCUGGGUAACGUGAAAAGCGCCCUACUGUCUAGAAAGCAACCUGACCAGGAGCCCUUCAUCCUGACCUCAGAAAAGAUCAGCCUUUAUGCCAAUAGGCUGUCUCUGAGUAGUUUGAGUGGCAGGACUAUCACCACCAGCAAUACCAGCAAAGCUAGCUUCACCUUGCCGGAAAUUGCCUCCAGCUUCUCAGAAGAUAAGACUGUUGACGUGCAGAUGAUAAGUUUUAGUCAAAACCCAUUUUCAUGGGGCAGGGGGAAGGCUGUAGAGAAGACAGUGGGGGAACUUUCACUCUCCAGAGAGAAUGGAUCUACCAUACCGGUCAGCAACCUCACCGAGGAUAUUGAGAUCUACCUUCCCAGACCAUCCGCUGACCCAGUGAAUAGUACAGUUCUGGUUUUGGGGAAUUUCAGCACUGUGAUGGUGAAUGUGACAGCUGGGAACCCCUCCCUAGUGCUGAAGCUUGAUCUGGCUCUAGAGGUCCCACUGCAGCUCUACCUGGGCUUCCAGUACCACCCCAAUGAGACCAACUUUGAUGCAGAAACACAGCUACCUGAUAAACGCUACUCUGGAGGGGAUCGGUACACCUGGGUUCUGAACCCUGACGAUCUGAGCUCAGGGGUCGGUGUUUAUUACAUCCUGCUGAGGCCUUCCCGGAACACAGGACCUACCUCAACCAACACAACCAUGUCCGUCACCUCCUUCGCAGUCAGCUGUGUGUACUGGGACGAGCUGAGCAGCAACUGGAGCACUCAGGGCUGCCGGGUCGGUCCCCUCACAACUUACAACGUGACGCAGUGUCUAUGCAAUCACCUAACUAGUUUCGGGAGCUCGUUCUUCGUCAUGCCAAAUACGGUCGAUGUCUCACGCACCGCAGAGCUCUUUGCCACCUUCUCCAGCAACCCUGUGGUGGUGUGUACUGUGGCUUCCCUCAUUGGCGUGUACAUCCUGGUCAUAAUCUGGGCACGAAGGAAGGACAUCCAGGACGCUGACAAGCUGAAGAUCACAGUACUGGAGGACAAUGACCCGCUGGCCCAGUACCGCUACAUGUUGACUGUCAGCACUGGCCAACGCCGUGGGGCUUCUACUUCCGCACAGGUGACGGUGACUCUGUAUGGAUCAGAGGGGGAGAGUGAUCCCCACCACUUGACUGACCCUGAGAAGCCGGUCUUUGAGAGAGGGGAGUCGGACAUGUUCCUGCUGACAACGCCCUUCUCACUGGGGGAGCUGCAGAGCCUGCGGCUGUGGCAUGACAACACAGGGGACCACCCUGCCUGGUACGUAAGCAGAGUUUUGGUGCACGACCUGGAGACAGAUCAGACGUGGCAAUUCCUGUGUAACUCCUGGCUCGCUAUUGACGUUGGUGAAUGCGUUUUGGAUAAAGUGUUCCCUGUUGCCACUGAGGCGGAUCUGAAGCAGUUCAGCAAUCUCUUCUUCAUGAAGACAACGAAGGAUUUCCGUGACGGACACCUCUGGUUCUCUGUGCUGAACCGCCCAGCAAGCAGCAACUUCACUUGUGUGCAGCGCGUGUCCUGCUGCUUCUCACUGCUGCUCUGCACCAUGCUGACCAGUAUCAUAUUCUAUGGUGUUCCCACAGACCCUUCUGAACAGAAGAUGGACCUCGGUGGGUUCACGAUCACCUGGCAGCAGGUGUUGAUCGGGUUUGAAAGCUCGAUUCUCGUGUUUCCUGUCAACCUCCUCAUCGUCACCAUUUUCCGAAAAGUCCGCCCGCGGGAAAAGAAGAAGGACCAGAAGAAAGAAGCAAAGCAGCAGGACAAAACAGAGCACGGAAAGACUGUCAGAGUGUCUCCUUCCCAGCCACCUUCCCCACAGACUGUCCCCAGGGAGCUGACACCGGAGGCUGUCAUCAAGGAUAUUAAGCGACUGGCUCAGUCGCUGUCAAAGACCAUGAAGAGCCCUGUCCCGCUGCUUCACAAAGACUUUGGCAGGACAACGGAUAUCAACCAGCUGCUGUCUAUGGUGGAGGAGAUCAUCCAUCAGCAGAACCGUGCUGGCGAGGAGUUCUACAAUGAGAGCCACAAGAAGGACAGCUCCCUGGUCCUCACACUUGGGGCUGUCGACUUGCAAGAGUCCAGCCCUGCUGAGAACCAAGUGAAAACCCCAGGGGAGGCUCAGCGCCGCAAUGAUUACAACCAGUACUUGUACAGACAACUGGAGCAUGUGGAGAGGGAGCUGGAGCUGCUCGGACCCAAGAGGUUCUCCACACCCCAGAGCUACAGCCAGGCCGUGAGGCAGGUGAAAGGCAUGAAGGGAUUGCUCGAGAGACAGCUCUCCACUUCCUCAGCAACUGACCGGCUCUCCCAGUGCCCCGGCCCCACAGACGCUGAUGUGCAGAAGAAGGGUUGCCAGAAGGGGCUGCCCUGGUGGUUUGUCUUCCUUGGCUGGCUCCUGGUGCUGGCUUCAAGCAGUGUCUCGGCCUACUUCACUAUGUUUUACGGGCUGCACUAUGGCAAGCAGGGCUCAAUUAACUGGUUGAUCUCCAUGUCUAUAUCCUUCUUUGAGAGCCUCUUCCUCACACAGCCGCUCAAGGUCCUGGUGUUAGCUAUGUUCUUUGCUCUGGUGCUGAAGCGAGUGGACCCGGAGGAGGAGAGUGAGGGGCCCAUCGACAGGAUGCUGGCAAGCUCAGGAGAUCCCGAUGCAGUGCUGAGCACUCGGAGAGACAGCAGCAGCAGUCUCUACCAUCCCCCCCCUCCCACCGACAUCGAGAAGAUGAAGAACAACAUGCUCAAGGAGCAGAAGGUGUUUGCACUGAUCAGAGAGAUUGUGGCCUAUAUCGGUUUCCUGUGGAUGUUGCUACUGGUGGCCUAUGGGCAGCGCGACCCCAACAGUUACUUCCUCACAUCGCACAUCAGGCAGAGCUUCACGAGUGGUCUGUCUGAUUCCAUGAAGCACGGAGACUUCUUUAACUGGGCCAAAAGCACCCUGCUGAGCAACCUGUAUGGGCCUUACCCAGGUUUCAUCACAGAUGGGAACUCCAAGCUGGUGGGCAGUGCCCGAAUGCGUCAGGUCCGAGUCCAGAGAGACUCCUGUCCUGUGACCUGGUCGAUGCGCAGCACAGUGCGGGACUGCCACGCUCCCUACUCGUGGGAUCUGGAGGACAUGGACUCGUAUGGACCAGGGUGGAACAUCUCAGCUCCCAGAAACACCUCCCAGUUCUCCAGCGUAUGGAAAUACCAGAGCCAGGGCAGCCUGAGAGCGUACCCCCUCUGGGGCAAUAUUGCUCUCUAUAGAGGAGGAGGCUACGUGGCAGUGCUGGGCACCGACAUAGAGAAUGCUACAAGUGUUCUUCAGUACCUGAUUGACAAUACCUGGCUGGAUGAAUACACACGGGCAAUCUUUGUGGAGUUCACUGUCUACAAUGCCAACCUCAAUCUGUUCUGCAUCGUGAAUGUCAUGCUGGAGACCAGCGCUGUGGGAGCAUUCCAGCCCCGCGCAGAACUGCACAACGUCCGCCUGUAUCAGGGCACUGGCGGCCUGCAGUUUUUUGUCAUGGGUUCUGAGAUCAUCUACUUUCUCUUCAUCAUCUACUACAUGGUUCUACAGGGCAAGCUGAUGAAGGAGCAGAGGUGGGCGUAUUUUAAAAGCAAGUGUAAUCUGCUGGAGCUGGCCAUCAUUGUCCUGAGCUGGAGCGCACUGUGUAUGUUCAUCAAGAGAACCGUACUGGGGAACCGCGACGUGGAGUACUACCAGAACCACCGAGACCAAUUCGCCAGUUUCUAUGAGACGGCCACUGCAGACUCAGCCCUGGGGUACAUCAUCGCCUUCCUGGUUCUUCUGGCCACGGUCAAGAUGUGGCAUCUCAUGAGGCUGAACCCCAAACUGAACAUGAUCACUGCCACUUUGCGCCGAGCCUGGACAGACAUCUCUGGGUUCAUCAAUGUCAUCGUCAUCAUGUUACUUUCCUACUCCAUUGCUACUAAUCUGUUGUUUGGCUGGAGGCUGUACUCCUACAGAUCACUGCAGGAGGCUGCUCUGGCCAUGGUCAGCCUGCAGCUGGGAAUCUUUAACUAUCAGGAGGUCCUGGACUACAACCCAGUCCUAGGAGCAUUCAUGAUUGGCUCCUGCAUCAUCUUCAUGUCCUUUGUGGUUCUCAACCUCUUCAUCUCCGUCAUCCUGGUGGCCUUCAGUGAGGAGCAGCAGCAGCACCAGCCUUCAGAAGAGGAGGAGAUUGUCAACAUGAUGAUAGGAAAGCUUUGCAGUUUCUUCGGGAUCAAACUGAAGAAACAGGAGAGCAGCACAGAGGAUUCUCCUAAAAACUAGACCCCGCCCUCCAACGAGACAUUUCAAACUGCAGAGACAUCACCUACCCUUUAGUUACAUUGCACUGUAGCUACCAUUUUCCAGAUUUACUUACUACGUACUGGGAAGAAAUUGUAGAAAUACCUUUAUUAUGAUGGGAUGUUUCUGCAUGUGCACCCUCACAAUAUUUAGUGCUUCGCUCACUUCUAUUGACAACUUGUUUUGUUUUUAAGAUGAAAGUCACACUUUGUUUAACUGCUUUGUUUCAGCCAUUUUAUUGUAAUUGUUAUUUAUUUUAAAA